UCAGCCGACACAUGCAUCAUCGACCCCCCAACCCAACCGCCAAAGCACAAUCGAAUGAGCACCAUUUCGACUCUGUUUACAGAAGACAAAAAAACAGAGAGACGAAGGAAGUUAAAGGGCAUGGCGAAGAAAAUGGUGCAUGUUAAUGGUGGCGGCGGGAUUGGCAAGAGAAGACUCAUCAAGCGCAGCAAGAAGAAAAGCCUUCACAAAGUCAUCGAUUAUAUGUUAUCAGAUUGCUACUUAUUUGCACCUCUCCUCAGUUCUCCUUCACCCAUUAAUUCUCAUGCCGUACCCACAAGAGGGAUCGAAAUUAGAGAACGCACAAAAGAUAACCGGAGUUUAGCGAAGACGAUUCAGGAUUAUUUGAAAUCUGAUUGCUACAUGUAUGCUUCUCUGCUUGCACCACAAUCCCUCAGACUCAAACUCAGAGAGAAGGGAGAAACAGGGCAUGUUGGGUACGUAAAGAAGGUAAGGAAGGAAGUAAUGGUUAUGACUGAUUUUGUGGAAGCAACAGUUAAUGGGACACCGACGGAAUCAUCUAAGCGUUCCAUCUAUGCUACUUCUCCAUCUAUAUCAAUUUCAGGUGAGCGUGACCCAAAGACGAGGAGGAUUGUUGUCGAUUGAGCAUAUAGAACUUUUUUUUUUUUCUCUCUCUUUACAAUUAGUUGUGGAAGUUGUAUAGUAUAUAUUGCUUUGCAAGCAAAACCACCAACCUAGGAUUCGGGAGCAUGUGGAAUGCUAUUAUGUAACUUGUCAAGUAUGUAUU
Benincasa hispida (wax gourd) is the source of this 766-nucleotide messenger RNA. RefSeq lists its product as uncharacterized. NCBI's taxonomy places the organism in Eukaryota, Viridiplantae, Streptophyta, Magnoliopsida, Cucurbitales, Cucurbitaceae. The record is from RefSeq and is a predicted model, not a curated record.